GACGCUUGCGCGGUCGAAAGUGACGAAUGGCUGAGACGAGAGGACGCUUAUUCUGCUGUUCGGGUUUAUUCUGUCGUUAGGUACAGAGAGAAAAGAAGCUCCUCCCUUCAGAAAUAACACACACACACAGGCACCCUGCACGACGCCAUGGUCUCAUGGAUCAUCUCUAGAUUGGUCGUGCUUAUUUUUGGCACACUUUACCCUGCCUACUCCUCCUACAAAGCUGUCAAAUCGAAGGACGUUAAGGACUAUGUCAAAUGGAUGAUGUACUGGAUUAUAUUUGCACUUUUCACAACAGCAGAAACCAUCACAGAUAUCUUUCUUUGCUGGGUUCCGUUUUAUUAUGAACUCAAAAUUGCCUUUGUCGUGUGGCUGCUGUCCCCCUACACAAAGGGAUCCAGUGUUCUCUAUAGGAAGUUUGUACAUCCAACGCUGACCUCGAAAGAAAAGGAAAUAGAUGAAUAUCUCUGCCAAGCAAAAGACAAGAGCUACGAUGCCCUGGUGCACUUUGGGAGAAAAGGCUUGAAUGUGGCGGCUACAGCUGCAGUAACAGCUGCUGCGAAGGGGCAGGGGGCGCUGUCAGAGAGGCUGAGGAGCUUCAGCAUGCAGGACCUGUCAACGAUUCAGAGAGAUGAGGCCGGACCGGUCCCCGGGCCAGUACCGUCAAAGACACCCACCGCACAACCCAGGUCAAGAAUCAUUGCUAGGAGCAAAUCAGAAUCCGCCUCAGUUCCAGCUUGCAUGCACUGCUCCAACUGCAGUCUCUACUCAGGUGAUGACGUUGACAUCACAGAGUAUGAAGUGUUGAGCAAAGAGCAGUGUGAUGCAAAGGAACCUCUAUUGCAAUCUCACAAAGCUGAUUACGAUGAUGCAAUAGCAAUUAAGCCUGAACCCCGACUGCUCAAGAGAAGGGCUCCAGAGCCUCCCCCUAGAGUCCUGAAACCUCGCUCCAGAUCAAAGAGUACCUCGUCUUCAAACAGUGAGAACAUGUGACUGUGAGAGGGCAUGGGGAUGCUGCCAAUGAAAUCCACACCCAGACUGCUUCACUGCCUUAAUAAGAGGAGAAAGAACAACCAACAGAAACGAUCGACAAUGGGAAACUGUAGAGAGCAACUGUAUAAUGGCAGUGUCCUGCUUUCUGGGUUUUAUCUGUCUGGCUGUAUGUUUGUGUGUAUUUUAGUUUAGUUUAGUUUUUUAAGAUGCCAUGUUUCCCCAAUGAAAAGAAUGAUAGUCUGGUGAAAAAUCAUGCAUGCAUGUUUAAUGUUGUCUGUUCCAUCCAAGCGCAAACACACACCUCCAUUAUAGAAACACGCGUAGCUUGAACAUUUGUGUAUUAUCAAUUAGAGACGUGAUAGUGAGGAAACAGUGUCUGGAGACUGGUAAGUUCUAAAUGGAACUGGCUGUCGAGGUGACUUUACAUAGCCUUCCUUUGUGCUUGUGGAGAAAGCAACCUCUCUAGAAAGGAAAAAGGUGUAUUUAUUGUAUGCAAGGUUGAAUGACGUUGGGGUUUUCAGAAUAGGAGACUACAUGGCUCGCUUGAGAUGCAAUGUAGCCUCGAAGUAAUGCUUUCCAACCCCUGAAAAUGUUAAAAACUUUAUUUUAAAUAAAAAAUUGCAGUUGAUGGAUGUUUACAGUUAGAUAUAAGCUAAGGACUUUAGGAAGCUGCAUUUCAUAACUAUCAACAUUCAUCUGUAUGGGAUGUUAGAUGGUGGUGGCACCAAAAUCCAUUUAUAAGAGCCAAGUUUCAUUUGUGACAAAAGGGUUGAAGCCUUAAAAUAUAAUAUGGGCAGUAACGUUGUAUGUGGCAAUGUGAGAGCAUCUCUUAUUUGUCUGUGGAAUACAUGAAAUACAAGUCUGGUAUAGUAACGCAUCUCUCAUAGAAAUUAGACUUGGCUACAAUUUUAUUAGGACUUAUUUUAUGACAAUUACUAGGCUCCCUUUUUAUUGACAGAGUAUAAAUCACCUGUUAAGAUUUUUAGAUUGAAAGUAUAUGACACAAAACUGCUCCAUCCCGGCUUGCUUAUGAGAGAGUUCAAUUGUUAUUGAAAUUAACACUUGCCACACACACAGUGGACAUUUCAUAUCCUCUUUCAGGGCAGACAGGAAUGGAGCUUGCGUUAAAACCCAAACCCCCAAAUAAAGGGUAUAAUUAAUAUUACUCUUUGGAAGCUGUUUCCUGCAUGGCCCAUGUUUAUUCCCUUGGUAAUCAAUUUUCUUCAGUCAGAAAGAAACAUUGUUGCAUACAAUUAAAGUCCAUACAAUUCGUAGAAUAUCACACAAGUUGCUAGUUAUUACAGCGGAAGCCAAGUUUAGUCUUCGUCUUUGUCAUAGAAUCGUAGUUUAAUGAGCAAGUUGUUUAGACGAUGAAGUAUCUGUUGGUCUUAUUAGUCACUGGAAAAUUGUAAUGAUUAUCAAAAACAUACCAGUAUGUCAGUAUAUCUGCAUACUGAAAGAGCAGUAUUGGAAAUAGAAAUUGUAGGAUGCCAACAAUUGAGUCACCAACAGGAUCUGUCAGUUUAUUGAUUCACAGCUAAUAUUAUCCUCUUUCCAGAAUAUGACAUAUACGUUUCCUAAUUCCAAGUGAUCCAAACAGUGGCGGAUUGUUUAAUCAUUCAAAUAUUACCAAUCGUGGCAUUUUACUUACUUUUAAAGAAAUAAAUACACUUGAGAUACUCUCACACAGAGACUAUCGAACCAUCAACCAGAGUCUAGAUCCAUUGAAUAGACCCACCUAUUAGGUGUUAGUGAAUAAUGUAAAAAAAGAAUGUUUUCAUAUAUAGUAGUAAUGCAGGAAAUAUUAUCACAAGGAAAACAAAAUCAUUUGUGUUUUUAUUGGUAGUUUACAGAUUAAUUAACCUUGAUAAGCUACAGCAUAUUUGGUUCUAGUAUUACUGUGGUUUGGAAUUAUGGAAUGGCAGCAGGGUGGUCUUUGCAAUAACAAAUCACUUUGAAACAUCAGCCUUAUAGCCCAGGAUCCUUAUAUUGCCAGCAGAGUGUGUUUACAUGGUAUUUAUAGUGUGAAAGAAAAUUGGAUUUGAGGGAAAGAGACCACUGGCUCUGCAGUAGGGUCCUUUAAUAGGGGAGAAGAUUUUGCAGUUGUAUUCAAGCUCAAAUUCCCAAACCAGGCUUGGUGCGCUUCAUUCUGUUAGUAAAAGACACCUUGGGUAUCUAGCUGCCCUUGUCAUUUUAUAAGUGAUUCUGUUUUCUAUGUUGUUUCUUAAUUCUCUUUGUGCUGGUUUUGGCUUUCAUCUUUUAAAACUUUUCUCCUGAGCUGAGCUGGCUGAGCUCUUUAAAAAAGCCCCAAGUUCCUCUGUGUGUCCCUCUCAGAAACCAACCACGGUGAAAGCAUGCUAUUCUUUACACUGUGGUUUCAUAUGGCUGUGAUUACAUGUUAUUUAUGAUGUUGCUAUACUUACAGUGACUUUAAAGACAAACCAAACAACUAAAGAAAAUUUGACUUAUGUUAUGCUAAAACUGCUUUGACAAGUCACUAAUGGCUGGUUUCACAAACCUGGAUAAGCACUAAUCAUGGUUUACCUUAUGUUACCCUAGGAAAGGUGGUCCAAGAUUAGUAUUAAGUGGGGUCUGUGAAACAAGCAA
Acipenser ruthenus (sterlet) is the source of this 3600-nucleotide messenger RNA. Its product is annotated as receptor expression-enhancing protein 1-like. NCBI's taxonomy places the organism in Eukaryota, Metazoa, Chordata, Actinopteri, Acipenseriformes, Acipenseridae. The record is from RefSeq and is a predicted model, not a curated record. Gene Ontology annotation, biological process: endoplasmic reticulum tubular network organization. Gene Ontology annotation, cellular component: endoplasmic reticulum membrane; endoplasmic reticulum tubular network; cytoplasmic microtubule. Gene Ontology annotation, molecular function: microtubule binding. The coding region runs from base 148 to 993 and encodes 281 amino acids. The transcript has 9 exons.